Helianthus annuus (common sunflower) is the source of this 2054-nucleotide messenger RNA. Its product is annotated as catalase-like. Gene Ontology annotation, biological process: hydrogen peroxide catabolic process; response to hydrogen peroxide. Gene Ontology annotation, molecular function: catalase activity; heme binding. NCBI's taxonomy places the organism in Eukaryota, Viridiplantae, Streptophyta, Magnoliopsida, Asterales, Asteraceae. The coding region runs from base 326 to 1804 and encodes 492 amino acids. Gene Ontology annotation, cellular component: cytoplasm; plasma membrane; peroxisome. The transcript has 8 exons. The record is from RefSeq and is a predicted model, not a curated record.
UAGAUAAGCAUUUGAUAUCUAAAGCAACGUUUUCGGGAUAAGUUCAAUAUUGGAACCUUAGGUAACGAUAGUCUCAACGAGUAAUUUUUAGUCACAUACGACCAUGAGAUUGAGAUUACCGAAAUUCAUCUCGUUAGACGAAAAAUAGGCCAUUUUCUCGCGAUAUGUUGACCCAUGCUAGCACACGAAAAAUAGAAGAUAAUUGAGAAAAUAAUAAUAUUAAAAAAAAAAAACUGCUUAUAUAAAACUCCAUCAACAUUCCGUAAAGAGCAAAAAGAGUCUUCUCCACAAGAAAUCAUCACAGAUUUCAUAAACCUUCAAAUCCAUGGAUCCUUACAAGUACCGUUCUUCAAGUGCCUACAAUGCCCCAUUCUGGACCACCAAUUCCGGUGCUCCGGUUUACAACAACAACAACUCAUUGACCGUCGGAAGCAGAGGUCCAAUCCUUCUAGAAGAUUACCAUUUGGUGGAGAAGCUAGCUAACUUCGACCGUGAGCGUAUCCCUGAACGUGUCGUUCAUGCCAGAGGUGCCAGUGCUAAGGGAUUUUUUGAAGUCACACAUGACAUUACUGCCCUCACAUGUGCUGAUUUUCUCCGUGCCCCCGGUGUCCAGACUCCUGUUAUCGUUCGUUUCUCUACUGUUAUCCAUGAACGUGGUAGCCCCGAAACCCUCAGGGACCCUAGAGGUUUCGCAGUGAAGUUCUACACCCGAGAGGGUAACUUUGAUUUGGUGGGAAACAAUUUCCCGGUGUUCUUUAUUCGUGAUGGAAUGAAAUUUCCCGACAUGGUUCACUCGUUGAAACCAAACCCUAAAUCGCACAUUCAAGAAGACUGGAGAAUCAUGGACUUUUUCUCUCACCAUCCCGAGAGUUUGCACAUGUUCACAUUUCUUCUAGACGAUAUCGGUGUGCCACAAGAUUACCGCCACAUGGACGGAUCCGGUGUCAACACCUACACUUUGAUCAACAAAGCUGGAAAAGCAUAUUACGUGAAGUUCCACUGGAAACCAACAUGUGGCGUAAAAAGUUUGUUGGAAGAAGAAGCCAUCAAGAUCGGUGGAGCGAAUCACAGCCAUGCUACACAAGAUCUUUACGAUUCGAUUGCUGCUGGAAACUACCCCGAGUGGAAGCUUUUUAUCCAGACCAUUGAUCCGGAUCACGAGGAUCGGCUCGACUUUGACCCGCUUGAUGUUACCAAGACCUGGCCUGAGGAUAUCUUUCCGUUGCAGCCUGUGGGUCGUCUGGUUUUGAACAAGAAUAUUGACAACUUCUUUGCUGAGAAUGAACAGCUGGCAUUUUGUCCUGCUAUCAUUGUUCCUGGAAUCUAUUAUUCUGAUGAUAAGUUGCUGCAAACCCGUAUUUUCUCGUAUUCUGACACUCAGAGGCACCGUCUUGGACCGAACUAUUUGCAGCUUCCUGCAAAUGCUCCUAAGUGUGCUCAUCAUAAUAAUCACUAUGAUGGAUUCAUGAAUUUCAUGCACAGAGAUGAGGAGAUCGAUUACUUCCCUUCAAGAUAUGAUCCCGCUCGUCAUGCUGAGCAGUACCCUAUUCCUCCUGUUAGGUUGUCCGGAAAGCGUGAUAAGUGUGUGAUUGAGAAAGAAAACAACUUCAAGCAGCCAGGAGAGAGAUACAGAUCCUUUUCUCCAGACAGGCAAGAACGAUUCAUUAACAGAGUUGUGGGUGGUUUGUCUGACCCGCGUGUCACCCAUGAGGUCCGCUCAAUAUGGGUUUCAUACUGGUCCCAGGCUGACAAGUCUCUGGGACAGAAGAUAGCUUCCCGCUUGAAUGUGAAGCCAAAUUACUAAGGGGGAGCGUUCUAAGGACGUGUUGGUUAUUAUAUCCGUUGGGCUUUGGUAUACAACGUAGUCUAGAGAAGUUGUCAUUUGUGUUAUCAAAAGUGGUGUCAAAAAUUCAUGAGUCGUUUCUUUUAUUGUCGUAAUGUCGAAAAACUCGUAUGAUGCUACUUACCGAAUAAAUAUGCAGUGUCAUUAAAAUUUUCGAUGAUGGGUUUAUGUAAUCGGUUAUUAAGUUAUAUGUUGAUGAUUGUCAUGCUAA